Messenger RNA from Aspergillus tanneri, 1854 nucleotides. Its product is annotated as CCCH zinc finger protein. Gene Ontology annotation, molecular function: RNA binding. Gene Ontology annotation, biological process: box C/D snoRNP assembly. Gene Ontology annotation, cellular component: nucleus. The transcript has 4 exons. The record is from RefSeq and is a predicted model, not a curated record. The coding region runs from base 1 to 1854 and encodes 617 amino acids. NCBI's taxonomy places the organism in Eukaryota, Fungi, Ascomycota, Eurotiomycetes, Eurotiales, Aspergillaceae.
AUGAGCUAUGCAGGUUUCGCACCCCAACCGUUGGUGCCUCCUCAGCAGGCGAUACCAACACCGCAGUUUACGCCGUCGCAGUCCUCGAACAUCCAGAACUCUCGCAAUGCCUCUUCCUUCACCUCACAGCAAACAUUCACGCAAGUUCGCACCACUCAUGGUCCACCUUACCAGCGUCGGCCAAGUUACGAUGCGGCGUACGGCACUCCGGCAGCCCAGUCAACAACUCCCUAUGCUUCCAUAGUUCCUCCUCAACAGUCUGCAACUUUGGCGCCACCACCGAUGAUGGGCCCACCCAUGCGCUGGGGGUUCGAGAAUGCAGGUUCCGUUGCCGGAGAGUAUACUGCGGCUCAGCAUGGAAACCAACGGGGCCCGCGUCCAUUCGGUGCUUAUGGUAGCAAGGCUUCCGUGGGAUCUACAUCAGUACAGCAUGCAAAUAAGCGUGACCAUACCUCAGCUUUCGGAAUGCCACGGUCAAUCGGACCUCGAGUUCCCGCGCCACCUCCCGUCCCGAGCUUUGGCAAUCCUUUGCCGUCAAAACCACCUCCACCAGUUGACGCUACCAAGAAACCCAACAAAAAAAAGAGAAAACAUAAUCAACUGGGACUGACACCGAAGACAGAGGAGCAUGAGUCUAGUGAAGAAGAGGAGGAUGUAGAUGACGAGGCGAGAUUGGCCCUAGGAGGUGCUGGGGCUGCAGCUCCAUUGCAAUUUACUUAUAAGGGACGCACGGCUACUUUGCGGACACCUGAAGAAAUUGCCUCUUGGAUUGAGGAACGAAAGAAACGGUUCCCCACUCAGGCGAGAAUUGCGGAGAAAAAGAAGGCCAUGGAGAAAGUGAAGAAAGCACGAGAAGAAGCGCAACGACAAAUGGAGUCGCAGAAACAGGAGGCAAGACGUCUGCAGAAGAAUAAUCCGGGCCAGAAGGGGCAAGCAGAAACCGCGAAUCCGGUGGAUGCGGCUGCAAGAGCGAAGCAGAAGGCCGAUAGGCUGCGGCGAAAGCUCUUGAAGGAGCAAAAACGGGUGGAAAAGGCGGAGGCAGAUGCCGAGCGGGCUCAGAUGCGAGUUGAGGAACUGCAGAAGGGACAGGUCGACGUUAGUACGGUGAUAACUCCCGAAGAUGACCAACCUCAGCCGGAGGCUCAAAGCAACCUGGAUACGACGACCCGCACGGCGCAAGAGCUGCAGGACCAGCCUUUGGAGUCUGGGAAUAUCGCCAAUGGAGGUGCUGAAACGGCCAACGGAGCUAUUCCUAUGCCAAUAUCAGGCAUCGAGCCAAGCCAUGAACACAUGUCUGAAGCCGCUGUGUCGUCUUCGGACAGCUCUAAUAGCAGUGAUUGGACAUCGUCGAGUGGAUCAGAUGUCUCCUCUUCAGGCUCCGAUGACAGCGACGAUGACUCCACGCCAGAAGAAGCCACUUCUCGCCGCGAAGGACCCGAGCGAGUGGCACCGCCUGCGCGCGAGGCAAAGAAAAGGUGUAAGUUCCUACACCAAGCACCCCAACGCAGAGCCAAAGCGAAACCUGUGGAGAAAAAGGGGAGGAAGGGACUCUUGCAAGCGCUUCUUGACCGCCAAAAAGAGGACAAUGAUAGAAGGGCAAUGGAGGUAAUCAUGUGGUUGGGAGAGAACGGAUACCUAGAACCUCCUCAACAGAACAAGGAGGACGCUUCAGAGAAAUCGGGCGACGCAAAGGUCACCCAAGAUACGAACGAGAGCCAGAGACUAUCAAAGAAAGCGAUGUCGGAGCAGGCCACCAUGUCUACUGCUCAACAAGUGGCUGCAAUGCAUAAUUUUAAUGUCUGUCUUUCACAGGACAGGGGCGAUGAGUUCGUACUUACAGUUACGGGCUAUUAA